CAUGAUUUUUGUCAUAUUUUUUGUUUUGUGAAAAUAAUAGGAAUCCAAAAUAAUAAAAGAAUUUCGUUUCCGAAAUUUUUCGGUUACUACGAAGUACGAGUAGCAGUAAACAAGUAAACAUUAGUUAAACUGUUCUGACCAUGGAUAUGUCUUCUGGGCCUUCCUUCCUUUACCAUCUUCUGGCGAAUGAAUUAUCCGUUCUAUUAAUGGGGGAACUGGAUCAGGCUGUGGAGAACAUGGCUCCUCUGCCUGUUCCCAGUAAGCGAAAAAAAAUUCCUGACCCUCCCACUGUUCCUGUUCCCACUGUCCAUGUCGAUCGCGAUGCUGUAUUUUCCAAAUUAGAAGCUAUAGGCUUCCAAGUGGGCCUCCGUCUAGUGGAGCGAUUGACCAAGGAUCAUCCACGCUUCAAAGAUGAACUGGACGUGAUGAAAUUCAUCUGUACAGAUCUGUGGAAAUAUAUCUACGAGAAACAAGUGGAUACGCUGCGAACCAACAACCAGGGCACCUUCGUGUUAACGGAUAACAGCUUCCGACCUUUGAGCUUUUUUGGCGUUGAAGGGAUUGAUCAGUAUUAUCCUGCAAGUGCGCGAUUUAUUGCAUAUCCAUGUGGAAUUAUCCGUGGUGCAUUGUCUGCAUUAGGCACAAAGUGCACUGUGUCUGCCAAAGCGAUGUCUAUGGUCUGCUGUGUUUUCGAAGUCAUCGUCGACAGAAGUUAAAUUUGUUACUUGUAAAAUUGUUAACCACCAACAUGUCCCGAUUCCGAUGUAUGAAGGAAAUAAUUCGAUUGAUA
Messenger RNA from Paramacrobiotus metropolitanus, 790 nucleotides. Its product is annotated as trafficking protein particle complex subunit 6b-like. Lineage: Eukaryota; Metazoa; Tardigrada; Eutardigrada; Parachela; Macrobiotidae. Gene Ontology annotation, cellular component: TRAPP complex; trans-Golgi network; cis-Golgi network. Gene Ontology annotation, biological process: regulation of GTPase activity; endoplasmic reticulum to Golgi vesicle-mediated transport. The record is from RefSeq and is a predicted model, not a curated record. The transcript has a single exon. Bases 141 to 716 code for a protein of 191 amino acids.